AUGUCGCCAUUGGCCACGGGGGACAUUAGAGAUGCCCAGUGUGGGUUCCUGGAAGCAGCCGUGGGCCUGGCCAUCCCUUCUCUCCGCUUCUCCGGGCUUGUGGGGGGCGGGUGCUUCUCUGGUACCAGAGCUGGUAGUGGCACCCAGCGAUGCAGGAGCUCACCUGCCGAGGGGUCUUUGGAGAAUCAGCUGGAAACAGGAGAAUCCAAGCACAUGUCCCACCGUGGGGUCACCGAGGAGAAGGCAAAUGACGUGGCCCCCUAUUUCAAGACGGAGCCGGUGCGGACGCAGGUGCACCUCGAGGGGAACCGCCUGGUGCUCACCUGCAUGGCUGAGGGCAGCUGGCCGCUGGAGUUCAAGUGGCUGCACAACAGCCGGGAGCUGACCAAGUUCUCCCUGGAGUACAGGUACAUGAUCAGCAGCCUGGACCGCACCCAUGCUGGCUUCUACCGCUGCAUCGUGCGCAACCGGAUGGGUGCCCUGCUGCAGAGGCAAACCGAGGUGCAGGUGGCCUACAUGGGGAGCUUUGAGGAGGGCGAGAAGCGCCAGAGCGUCUCCCACGGAGAAGCCGCUGUCAUCCGCGCCCCCCGCAUCGCCAGCUUCCCGAGGCCGCAGGUGACCUGGUUCCGGGACGGCCGCAAGAUCCCGCCCAGCAGCCGCAUAGCCAUCACCCUGGAGAAUACCCUGGUCAUCCUGUCCACGGUGGCUCCGGACGCCGGCCGCUACUACGUGCAGGCUGUGAACGACAAGAACGGGGACAACAAGACCAGCCAGCCCAUCACUCUGGCCGUGGAGAAUGUAGGGGGGCCUGCUGACCCCAUCGCCCCAACCAUCAUCAUUCCUCCCAAGAACACCAGCGUGGUGGCCGGGACCUCGGAGGUGACCAUGGAGUGCGUGGCCAACGCCAGGCCCCUGAUCAAGCUGCACAUCCUUUGGAAGAAGGAUGGGGUGCUGCUGUCAGGCGGUAUCAGCGACUACAACCGCCGGCUCACCAUCCCCAACCCCACGGGCAGCGACGCCGGCUUCUACGAGUGCGAGGCCGUGCUGCGCAGCAGCAGCGUCCCCUCCGUCGUCCGUGGAGCCUACCUGUCUGUGCUGGAACCACCUCAGUUUGUCAAGGAGCCAGAGAGACACAUCACAGCAGAGAUGGAGAAAGUGGUGGACAUUCCCUGUCGAGCCAAAGGUGUGCCCCCGCCCUCCAUCACCUGGUACAAGGACGCGGCCGUGGUAGAGGUGGCGAGGCUGAGCCGCUUCCGGCAGCGCGGGGACGGGGGCCUGCAGAUCAGCGGGCUGGUGCCCGACGACACGGGCAUGUUCCAGUGCUACGCCCGCAACUCCGCCGGCGAGGUGCAGACGUCCACCUACCUGGCCGUCACCAGCAUCGCCCCCAACAUCACCAGGGGUCCCCUGGACAGCACGGUGAUUGACGGCAUGUCCGUGGUGCUGGCCUGUGAGACGUCAGGGGCCCCGCGGCCGGCCAUCACCUGGCAGAAAGGGGAGCGCAUCCUGGCCAGCGGCUCCGUCCAGCUGCCUCGCUUCACGCUCCUGGAGUCGGGCAGCCUGCUCGUCAGCCCCGCGCGCAUCUCCGACGCCGGCACCUACACCUGCCUGGCCACCAACUUCGUGUGGGCCCGGACCCGCAUCACCAGGCCGCCCCAGGACCAGAGUGUCAUCAAGGGCACCCAGGCCUCCAUGGUGUGUGGCGUGGCCCACGACCCCCGGGUGACCAUCAGGUACGUGUGGGAGAAGGACGGGGCCGCCCUGGGCGUGGAGAACAGCCCCCGUGUCCGCCUGGACAAGAACGGCUCCCUGCACAUCACCCAGACGUGGUCGGGGGACAUCGGCACCUACACCUGCCGGGUGCUCUCCGCCGGAGGCAACGACUCGCGCAGCGCCCACCUGCGGGUCAGGCAGCUGCCUCACGCACCCGAGCACCCAGUGGCCACGCUGAGCGCCUCCGAGAGGCGGGCCAUCAACCUGACCUGGGCCAAGCCCUUCGAUGGCAACAGCCCCCUGAUCCGCUACGUCCUGGAGAUGUCGGAGAACAACGCCCCCUGGGCCGUGCUCCUGGCCAGUGUGGACCCCGAGGCUACCUCGGUGGUGGUCAAGGGCUUGGUCCCGGCACGCUCCUACCAGUUCCGCCUCUGCGCCGUCAACGACGUGGGGAAAGGCCAGUUCAGCAAGGACACGGAGAGGGUCUCGCUCCCCGAGGAGCCCCCCACCGCCCCUCCGCAGAACGUCAUCGCCAGCGGCCGGACCAACCAGUCCAUCAUGAUCCAGUGGCAGCCGCCCCCCGAGAACCACCAGAACGGCCUCCUCAAGGGCUACAUCAUCAGGUACUGCCUGGCCGGGCUGCCCGUCGGGUACCAGUUCAAGAACAUCACGGAUGCUGACGUCAACAACCUGCUGCUGGAGGACCUCAUCAUCUGGACCAACUACGAGAUCGAGGUGGCCGCCUACAACAGCGCCGGGCUGGGCGUGUACAGUGGCAAAGUCACCGAGUGGACGCUGCAGGGAGUCCCCACGGUCCCUCCGGGCAACGUGCACGCAGAAGCCACCAAUUCCACAACCAUCCGCUUCACCUGGAACGCCCCCAGCCCCCAGUUCAUCAACGGCAUCAACCAGGGCUACAAGCUGAUCGCCUGGGAGCCGGAGCAGGAAGAGGAGGUUACCAUGGUGACCGCCCGGCCCAACUUUCAAGACAGCAUCCACGUGGGCUUCGUGUCGGGCCUGAAGAAGUUCACGGAGUACUUCACGUCCGUGCUGUGCUUCACCACCCCCGGGGACGGGCCCCGCAGCAGCCCGCAGCUGGUGCGCACCCUGGAGGACGUGCCUGGGCCUGUGGGGCACCUGAGCUUCAGUGACAUCCUGGACACCUCGCUGAAGGUCAGCUGGCAAGAGCCGGGGGAGAAGAACGGCAUCCUCACAGGGUACCGGAUCUCCUGGGAGGAGUAUAACCGCACCAACACACGCGUGACACACUACCUGCCCAACGUGACCCUGGAAUACCGCGUGACGGGCCUCACUGCGCUCACCACCUACACCAUCGAGGUGGCCGCCAUGACCGCCAAGGGCCAGGGCCAGGUGUCUGCCUCCACCAUCUCCUCCGGGGUGCCUCCAGAACUCCCAGGCGCCCCCACCAACCUGGGCAUUUCCAACAUCGGUCCCCGCUCCGUGACCUUGCAGUUCAAGCCUGGCUACGACGGGAAAACCUCCAUCUCCCGCUGGCUGGUGGAGGCCCAGGUGGGCGUGGUCGGGGAGGGAGAGGAGUGGCUGCUGGUUCACCAGCUCACCAACGAACCAGAUGCCCGCUCCAUGGAGGUGCCCGACCUCAACCCCUUCACCCACUACAGCUUCCGCAUGCGCCAGGUGAACAUCGUGGGCACCAGCCCUCCCAGCCAGCCUUCUAGAAAGAUCCAGACCCUCCAGGCGCCCCCCGACAUGGCCCCGGCCAACGUGACCCUGCGCACGGCCAGUGAGACCAGCCUGUGGCUCCGCUGGACGCCUCUCCCGGAGAUGGAAUACAACGGGAACCCCGAGUCGGUGGGCUACAAGAUUAAAUACAGCCGGGCAGACGGCCACGGCAGGGUGCUGAGCCAUGUGGUCCUGGACCGUGUGGAGCGGGAGUACACCAUCGAGGACCUGGAGGAGUGGACGGAGUACCGCGUCCAGGUCCAGGCCUUCAACGCCAUCGGGAACGGGCCCUGGAGCCAGAUGGUGAUGGGCAGGACGCGGGAGUCAGUCCCGUCCUCGGGCCCCACCAACGUGUCUGCGCUGGCCACCACCUCCAGCAGCAUGCUGGUGCGCUGGAGCCCGGUCCCCGAGGCCGAGCGCAACGGGCUCCUGCUGGGCUACAAGGUGCUGUACAGGGAGAAGGACUCGGACCCCCAGCCCCGGGUCUGGCUGGUGGAAGGGAACGCGUCCCUCAGCGUCCAGCUCACGGGCCUGGGCAAGUACGUGCUCUACGAGGUCCAGGUGCUGGCCUUCACGCGCAUCGGGGACGGCAGCCCCAGCCGCCCCCCGGUCCUGGAGCGGACGCUGGAUGACGUCCCAGGGCCACCCAUGGGCAUCCUCUUCCCAGAGGUGAGGACCACGUCCGUGCGGCUGGUCUGGCAGCCCCCCGCGGCCCCCAACGGCAUCAUCCUCGCUUACCAGAUCACACACCGGCUCAACGCCACCACCGCCAACACGGCCUCCGUGGAAGUGCUGGCACCCAGCGCCCGCCAGUACACGGCCACCGGCCUCAAGCCGGAGUCGGUCUACCUGUUCCGCAUCACCGCCCAGACCCGCAAGGGCUGGGGCGAGGCCGCUGAGGCCCUGGUGGUGACCACCGAGAAGAGAGACCGCCCACAGCCCCCCAGCAAGCCCGUGGUGCGGCAGGAGGACGUGAAGGCACGCAGCGUGCUGCUGUCCUGGGAGCCGGGCAGCGACGGGCUGUCCCCCGUGCGCUACUACUCCGUCCAGACCCGCGAGCUGCCCAGCGGCAGGUGGGCGCUGCACUCGGCCUCCGUGAGCCACAACGCCUCGGCCUGCGUGGUGGACAGGCUCAAGCCCUUCACGUCCUACAAGUUCCGAGUGAAGGCGACCAAUGACAUCGGGGACAGUGAGUUCAGUGAGGAGUCGGAACCGCUGACCACCCUGCAGGCCGCCCCCGACGAAGCGCCCACCAUCGUCUCGGUGACACCCCACACCACCACCUCCGUGCUGAUCCGAUGGCAGCCACCGGCCGAGGACAAGAUCAAUGGCAUCCUCCUGGGCUUCCGGAUCCGGUACCGCGAGCUGCUGUACGAGGGUCUGAGGGGCUUCACGCUUCGUGGCAUCAACAACCCGGGGGCCAGGUGGACAGAGCUGACCUCCUUGUUCUCCAUGCGGAACCUGAGCCGGCCCAGCCUCACGCAGUACGAGCUGGACAACCUGAACAAGCACCGGCGCUACGAGAUCCGCAUGACCGUGUACAACGCCGUGGGCGAGGGGCCCCUGAGUGCCCCACAGGAGGUCUUCGUGGGGGAGGCAGUGCCCACGAUGGCGCCCCGCAACGUGGCCGUCCACGGCCCCACGGCCACACAGCUGGACGUGACGUGGGAGCCUCCCCCACUGGAGAGCCAGAACGGAGACAUCCAGGGCUACAAGAUUUAUUUCUGGGAGGCCCAGCGGCGGAACCUCACCAACCUGACCGGCUACACCACCUACAUGGUCAGCGUGGCGGCCUUCAACGCCGCGGGGGAAGGGCCUCGGAGCACCCCCACCCGGGGCCAGACCCAGCAAGCAGCCCCCAGUGCUCCCAGCUCGGUCAAGUUCAGCGAGCUGACCACCACCUCAGUGAACGUGUCCUGGGAGGCCCCGCAGUUCCCCAACGGCGUCCUGGAGGGCUACCGGCUGGUGUACGAGCCCUGCACCCCCGUGGACGGAGUCAGCAAGAUCGUGACGGUGGACGUGAAGGGGAACAGCCCCCUGUGGCUGAAGGUGAAGGACCUGGCGGAGGGCAUGACCUACCGGUUCCGCAUCAGAGCCAAGACCUUCACCUACGGGCCCGAGAUCGAGGCCAAUGUCACCACGGGCCCGGGCGAAGGUGCCCCGGGACCGCCUGGAGUGCCCAUCAUCGUGCGGUACAGCUCCGCCAUCGCCAUCCACUGGUCCAGCGGAGACCCCGGCAAAGGGCCCGUCACCCGCUACGUCAUAGAGGCCAGGCCGUCAGACGAGGGGCUAUGGGACAUCCUCAUCAAAGACAUCCCCAAGGAGGUGACCUCCUACACGUUCAGCAUGGACAUCCUGAAGCCGGGCGUGAGCUACGACUUCCGGGUCAUUGCAGUCAACGACUACGGCUUCGGCACCCCCAGCAGCCCCUCCCAGUCGGUGCCAGCCCAGAAAACCAACCCGUUCUACGAGGAGUGGUGGUUCCUGGUGGUCGUCGCCCUGGUCGGCCUCAUCUUCAUCCUGCUCCUGGUCUUCGUGCUCAUCAUCCGGGGCCAGAGCAAGAAGUACGCCAAGAAGACGGACUCAGGGAACAGUGGCAAGGCUGGUGCCCUGGGCCAUGGGGAGAUGAUGAGCUUGGAUGAGAGCAGUUUCCCUGCCCUGGAACUCAACAACCGGCGCCUCUCCGUCAAGAACUCCUUCUGCCGGAAGAACGGCCUGUACACCAGGUCUCCGCCCCGGCCUAGCCCGGGCAGCCUGCACUACUCUGAUGAGGAUGUCACCAAGUACAACGACCUCAUCCAGGCAGAGAGCAGCAGCCUGACCGAGAAGCCCUCGGAAGUCUCCGACUCUCAGGGAAGCGACAGCGAGUACGAGGUCGACCAGAACCACCAGAAGGCCCACUCCUUCGUCAACCACUACAUCAGCGACCCCACCUACUACAACUCCUGGCGGCGGCAGCAGAAGGGCAUCUCGCGGGCCCAGGCCUACAGCUACACGGAGAGCGACUCGGGGGAGCCGGACCACACCCUCUACCGCCCCCCCAGCAGCCUGGCCCCCGGCUCCCGGGCGCCCAUAGCAGGAUUUUCAUCGUUCGUUUGACGUCCGAAGAGGAACAAGGAAGACGGCACCGGACUCCCCUCCACCGUCCCCGCACCGCCUGCCAGAAAACAAAAACACCAGGAAACAGAGUCAACUGUUCAACCUCCUGAGUUUAUUUUUCCAGAGAUUCCAGGGCCAGCAGAGCCAGAGGGGGAAGGAGGGAGAAGAAAACCAGGAGCCCACGGGUGGCCGGCGGUCGGUCAGCUUCGUGACUGCGGGUGGGCGCAGAGCUGCGGGAGCCGCCGGGGUGCACAGGACUGGGUUGGGCCCCUGGAGAGAGGAGAAGAAGAGGAGAGGAGGGCCAGAGGGCUGCAAGGCAGGCCUGGCUGAGGGGAGAAGCUUCUGGAAGCCUGAGCGGCUGCCCCCCUUCCAACAUGUGCUGGAGCGCUGGGCCCGCGGCUGGCUGGUGCUAUGCAAGGAUGGGUGUCACUGGGCACAGCUCUCCUCCUCUCUCUUCACCCAACCACUGCCAUGCGUGUCCCUGUUACUAGUGGGCAUUGGUGAUCCCUGCCACCCCCUGCUGCCCCCUGUCCUGCUCCUCACCCUCACUGCCCCCUCCUCACCCUCACUGCCCCCUCCUCACCCUCACUGCCCCCUCCUCACCCUCACUGCCCGCUUCCCCUACUCAGCUUCCCCAUCAAACAUUUGAAAGGUGAGAAUUUGCCUUGCUAGCUCCUUGUUCCUAACAUGCUUUUUUCUUGC
Molecule: messenger RNA, 7215 nt
Organism: Myotis davidii
Lineage: Eukaryota; Metazoa; Chordata; Mammalia; Chiroptera; Vespertilionidae
Gene: SDK2
Product: sidekick cell adhesion molecule 2
Exons: 48
Coding region: 1-6513 (2170 amino acids)
Molecular function (GO): protein binding
Source: RefSeq, a predicted model, not a curated record